Molecule: messenger RNA, 3185 nt
Organism: Plodia interpunctella (Indianmeal moth)
Lineage: Eukaryota; Metazoa; Arthropoda; Insecta; Lepidoptera; Pyralidae
Gene: Aasdh
Product: Aminoadipate-semialdehyde dehydrogenase
Exons: 7
Coding region: 200-3088 (962 amino acids)
Biological process (GO): amino acid activation for nonribosomal peptide biosynthetic process
Molecular function (GO): protein binding
Source: RefSeq, a predicted model, not a curated record
CGAUUUUCAGACAAUGACAAUUCUGGCAAGAUUCUGGCAAACAAAUGUUUUUCAAAAUAAAAUAAAACUGUAAACAACAGAAAUAGCUAAAUAAAACAACGAUUUGAGAACAGGUUACUAUGCCUUUUGCCGUUCGUUGCAGAAUUAAACUUAUUUAAUAAUUAGGAAAAUUCUUCAUGAAAUAACUUGUUAUAAAAACAUGAAAGUGAAGCACGGUUACUACGAUGUUUUUGUACGGACUUGUGCCAGAUCUCCGUCGAACAUCGCCGUGAGACAUUACCAAAAUGGUGUCUACAAGACCUACUCAUACUCGGAACUGUACGGCGUGUGCGAGUACAUGUCGCAAAUCUUGCAGCAGCUGCACUGCAACAGGGGCAUCAUCGGCUUGGUGUCGGAGAGAAAUGUCAUCAUUCCCUGCAUUAUUGCCGCGGCCCACAAAUGCUCCACCACAUUCAUGUUCCUAGACCCAACACAAGAUUUAGAAAACUUCACCAAAGAAAUCAAAUUUAGAAUGGUUAUAACAGUUAGUGAUAAAGACACUGAAAUUUCACUAUCACUCUUUAGUAAAGAGCCUGUGAAAACUGUAGAUGUGUUCAAUUUAAACAUAAACUUUUAUAGCUUUGAUCAAAAUUCAAAUGUUCAUUUACCUGAAUACUCCUUCAUUACCAUGACUUCUGGAAGUACUGGACAACCAAAACACAUCCAGGUGCCAAUACAAUGCAUUCAACCAAAUGUGGAUGACUUGACAAAAUUAUUCAGGAUCACUUCACAAGAUAUAAUAUAUUUCUCGACUCCACUCACCUUUGAUCCAUCUAUGAUAGAAAUCCUGCUAGCCUGUAUAAAUGGAGCUUCAUUACUCAUUGCACCAGAAAAAGCUGACAUAUUGUUUCCCAGCAAUCCUCGAAACUCCAUUACUUUUUGGCAAGUGACACCUUCAAGGUUUUUCCAAUUUUCUAAUGCUGAUAUAAAGAACAAAAUAUUGGGUCCAAAUUCAACACUAAGAAUUUUAGCUUUGGGUGGAGAACCUUUAAAUGGUGUCAAAAGGUUGAUAGAACUGAAGCAUUGGGAGAAUAAAACUCAAAUAUUUACAUUGUAUGGAGUAUCAGAAAUGUCCUGUUGGGCAUGCGUGGCUCAUUUGAAUCUCAACCGAAUCUUAACAGACAGGGAGGUGCCUCUUGGGGACUGCCUCUCAGAGACACAGAUCAUAGUAGAACCUGACAAAAAUGAUAAAAAUACUGGGAAAAUAUUAUUAGUUAGCAAAUCCAGAAAGUGUAUUAUUUUGAACUCUUCCCAUGGAAAUGAAGAAAACUCAUUAAGAUUUAUUGACACUGGAGAUAUGGCCGAAGUUAAAAAUGGCACAAUCUACUAUAGAGGGCGCAGAGAUGAUGUUGUUAAACGAUUUGGCCAUAAAAUUAACUUGCAGUUUAUUGAAGCAACUAUUAUGCAAUGUCCAAGAAUAAAAACAUGCUCAUGUGUUUGGCUUCCCAAACCGAGGCUUCUAGUUGUCUACUUUUCCUCAGAAACAAUGUCCAGUCAGGAAGUGUCAGAUUUCUUAAAGUGCAAACUUGAUGAUAAACAUUGGCCUGACAAAAUAAUAAGGGUCACUAAUAUGCCAACUAAUCCCCAUGGUAAAAUAUCCAAAUUAAUAAUAUCUAAGUUGUAUGAGAGUAUGGUAAAGGUGCCACAGACUUCACACUCUUUGAGAGCAAGCUUCUUGCAAGAAGUGCAAAGUGUAUUGAGUUCAAAUGUAGUUUAUGAAGAUAUAAAAAGUAAGGAUUUCUUCGCGAUCGGCGGCACAUCUUUCUUGGCCGUCGCAAUGUGCAACAAACUGUCUCAAACAUGCCCAAAGUUCGGCAAAUUAAUUCUUCCAUAUUUGAUGUCGCAAAGGCUGAGUAUUGAAGAAAUAAUGCAGAUAGCGGAAAAGGAAAUCUGUGUGAUCGAUCGAAAGGUAAAGAAACGAACUAAGCGUUCCAGAUCUGACAUGACUAGCCAAAUAACUUUGACCUCGUCAUUAAAGAAGGCUUAUAUGGAAGACGUAGCAGACCCUAUGGAAUUUAUUGUGCAAUGGACCUAUGACACAGGGAAAUGUGUUGAUGCUUCACCAGUAUUAUAUCAAACAGCACGCAACCUGUACGUGGUGGUGGGCAGCCACUCGGGCAAGAUCGUGGUAGUGGACGCGAUGUCGGGCUCGGCACGCGGCGUGCUGGGCGUGCGCGCGCGCGUGGAGGCGCGCGCGCUCUGCUUCCAGAGCGACCACAAGCACGCGCGCGCUGUGGUAGGAGCACACGACGGCACCAUCGUCUGCUUCAGUCUGGAAGACUGCAAGGAGGUGUGGAAGACCUGCAUCGGCUCUAUGGUCAAAAGCAGGCCGGUCAUUUGUCACGAAGUUGUCUAUGUGGCCGCUUAUGACGGCAAGAUACACUGUUUUGAUAAAAUGUCGGGCAAAGCCAAAGCGGAGAUAACGAUCGUGGACCAAGCGAUAUCAGCGGACUUGGUGCUCGCGAAGAACGAGUUCAUUCUGGUGGGGUCGCUGUCGGGGAUCUGCGCAUGCGUGCACGCGCGCACCAACGCCGUCACGUGGCGCGGCGCACUGUCCUCGCCCGUGUUCGCGAGCCCCGUGCUCUACGACAAGGACAAGUACGUCGUCUUCGCCGAAGUCAACGGCGAGAUACACUGCCGGACCGUGGAGAAGGGGAUUAAGAUAUGGAAAUACCAAGGUGCCAAAGGAAACGUAUUCUCGUCACUUUACAUCAGGGAAGUAGACAAGCUGAAAUGGCAAAUGAUAUUUGGCUGCCACGACUGCCAUGUGUACAGUAUCCUGAUAAAAAACUUCCAGCCAGCUUUGUCUUGGAGGACGGAGCUGCCGUCGCCUGUGUACGCGACGCCUUGCGGCUUGAACCAUAAGUUGGUUCUAGCGGCCGCCACCAACGGGAAGAUAUGCGCCUUAGACUGCGACAGUGGCGCCGUCGCCGCCGAACGCCUUCUACCCAAUGAAAUCUUUUCAUCUCCUGCUGUUUACGGCGACUAUGUAUUUAUUGGCUGCCGAGAUGAUAACUUGUAUUCUUUGAAAUAUGUUGUGAACUUUUAAAUUGUACAUAUAAUGUACUGUGAUAUCUUAAUUAAGAUUAUCUGUGAUUGAGAACACUAUUUAACAAACAAGUGAAAUAAAACAAUGUUUAUUAUUA